Oncorhynchus tshawytscha (Chinook salmon) is the source of this 3846-nucleotide messenger RNA. RefSeq names its product disks large homolog 4. Gene Ontology annotation, molecular function: kinase binding. Gene Ontology annotation, cellular component: postsynaptic density membrane; neuron projection; neuromuscular junction. Gene Ontology annotation, biological process: AMPA glutamate receptor clustering; postsynaptic neurotransmitter receptor diffusion trapping; chemical synaptic transmission. The record is from RefSeq and is a predicted model, not a curated record. The transcript is spliced from 20 exons. The coding region runs from base 878 to 3046 and encodes 722 amino acids. Lineage: Eukaryota; Metazoa; Chordata; Actinopteri; Salmoniformes; Salmonidae.
GAGACAGGGGAUAUUCGCUCAGGAGAGAGAGACUACAGCGGGCUGUUGUAAAGCGGAGGAUGGAGCUCGAAGGGAGACACCGGUCGCGCACCUCAGAAUAAAGAAUAACCCGUUUUAGAUCAGAACGAGAUAUCCAGAAGACGAAUGUGGUUUUAGCUUGUUUUCCCAAAUUAGAUGCAGAUGCAAAUACGUAGCCCGGUCGUAGGCUUGGCUAUUUUGACAGCUGUUCAAAAUAGCGCUAUUGCUCAUAUUUGAACAGUAGGUUAAUUAUCAGACCGACAGGUAGGCUAUACAAUCCCACCCAAACUGCCGUGUUGAGGAUUCCUCUAAUGACCGACUCCACACUUGGAUUACACAGCAGAGCAGGGGGUGGAAGGAACAUUGUCGCCGGAGUCCAAACUCUAUUCCGCCUCUCCAGAGUUAUUUUUGGUACCCAGACCGGGACUGUGGUACCCCCGGAUUUAAAAGUGUUUGUCUGGCUUUGAAUGUAAAGCUAUCUGCCUUCCCAGCCCAAUGCUUGAUAUCAGGGGUAUUGUUGACAUUUUUGUCUUUCUAUUGUUGAAGUAGGCUGGCCUAAUUCUGCAUUAGUUGAAAGUGCAUGUUUAGUAUGAGGUUAUUUUAAGUAUUUUUUCACUUACAUCGAGAUAUUCCCAGGCUAUACCGAUAUUCCUAGUAAUGUUGUCAUGUGGCAGACAAACUGCCUUGAUAUAAUAUGGGUUUAUGAAUUUGUCAUGUUUUUUUGAGAGGAAACGCCCCUUGAGAGCACCUCCUCUCUUCUCUCUCUGCCACCCACUUAUCCGGCUCGUCCAUCAUUUUGGGAGGUGAACGGUGUUUGUUAGGAUCCCCACGGCGGCUCAGUGUUCAGCACUCAGGCAGGAUGUUCGUCUCCGUGUGGUAUGCCAAAAAAAUGGGCCGGCGGUUCAUCAACAACGUCCGGAAAGCCAAGAAGCAUCCGCAUCAUAUAAUGGGGAAUUCUCCUCCAGUGGUGGUGAAUACUGACACGCUCGACGGCUCUCCCUACGUCAACGGGACAGAGGGGGAAAUUGAGUAUGAAGAGAUUACACUGGAACGAGGUAACUCAGGCCUGGGCUUCAGUAUAGCUGGGGGGACAGAUAACCCUCAUGUUGGUGAUGACCCCAGCAUCUUCAUCACCAAGAUCAUCCCUGGAGGAGCUGCGGCCCAGGACGGACGGCUGAGUGUGAAUGACAGUAUCCUGUUUGUGAAUGAUGUGGAUGUGAGGGAGGUGACCCACAGUCUGGCAGUGGAGGCUUUGAAGGAGGCGGGGGCCAUCGUCCGCCUCUACGUGCUCCGCAGGAAACCAGCCGCAGAGAAAGUCACCGAGAUCAAACUCAUCAAAGGGCCGAAAGGUCUAGGUUUCAGCAUCGCUGGAGGGGUGGGGAACCAGCACAUACCAGGAGACAACAGCAUCUAUGUCACUAAGAUCAUCGAGGGUGGGGCUGCUCACAAGGACCAGCGGCUGCAGAUAGGGGAUAAGAUACUGGCGGUGAACAGUGUGUGUCUGGAGGACGUGAUGCAUGAGGAUGCAGUGGGAGCCCUGAAGAACACAGCCGAGGUGGUUUACCUCAGGGUGGCCAAGCCUAACAACCUCUACCUGAACUCCUACAACCCGCCAGACCUUACCAGCACUUACUCCGCUCACAUGGACACAGAUCUUGGCCACCCCACCUACCUUGGAUCAGAUUACCCACAAGCCCUCACUCCCACCUCACCCAGUCGCUUCUCUCCAGUGUUGCACAGCAUGAUGGGGGAUGAAGACCUUCCCAGGGAGCCUAGGAGAGUGCUGAUCCACCGGGGUUCUACAGGCCUGGGUUUUAACAUCGUGGGAGGAGAGGAUGGAGAGGGGAUCUUUAUCUCCUUCAUCCUGGCAGGGGGGCCAGCCGACCUCAGCGGUGAGCUGCGCAAGGGCGACCAGAUCCUCAGCGUGAAUGGAGUGGACCUGCGUAUCGCCACCCAUGAGCAGGCUGCGGCAGCCCUGAAGAACGCUGGCCAGACUGUCACCAUCAUCGCCCAGUACAGACCAGAGGAGUACAGCCGUUUCGAAGCGAAGAUCCACGACCUGAGGGAACAGCUGAUGAACAGCAGCAUGGGUUCUGGUCAGACGACACUGAGGAGCAACCCCAAGAGAGGCUUCUAUAUCAGGGCCCUGUUUGACUAUGAUAAGACAGCAGACUGUGGUUUCCUGAGCCAGGCGGUGGGCUUCAGGUUUGGUGACGUGCUCCAUGUCCUGGACUGUGGUGAUGAGGAGUGGUGGCAGGCCAGACGGGUCAGUCCUCAGACAGACGUUGAGGAGGUCGGCUUUAUUCCCAGCAAACGCAGGGUAGAAAGGAAAGAGUGGUCUCGCAUGGGCACCAAAGAGAGGGAUCGCAGUCGGGACAGCCUCGGAUCUCAAGGGAGGGACGAUUCUCAACACAGCUAUGAAGCAGUGACACAAGUGGAGGUGCAUUAUGCCAGGCCCAUCAUAAUAUUGGGUCCCAUAAAGGACAGAGUAAAUGAUGACCUGCUGUCAGAGUUCCCUGACAAGUUUGGAUCUUGUGUCCCUCACACCACGCGGCCCAAGCGGGAGUACGAGGUGGACGGGCGGGACUACCACUUUGUGUCGUCACGGGAACAGAUGGAGAAGGAUAUCCAGAGCCACCGGUUCAUCGAGGCGGGCCAGUACAACAGCCACCUAUACGGCACCAGCGUCCAGAGCGUGCGAGAGGUGGCGGAGCAGCAGGGGAAACACUGUAUACUGGACGUGUCGGCCAAUGCUGUCCGCAGACUACAGGCCGCUCAGCUACACCCCAUCGCCAUCUUUGUCCGGCCCAAGUCACUGGAGAAUGUCCUAGAGAUCAACACUCGUCUGACAGAAGAGCAGGCCAGAAAGGGCAUGGACCGUGCUCUCAAGCUGGAACAGGACUUCAUUGAGUGCUUCUCAGCUGUGGUGGAAGGUGACAGCUUCGAGGAGGUUUACCACAAGGUGAAGACGGUGAUCGAGGAGCAGUCGGGGCCUUACAUCUGGAUCCCCACCCGGGAGAGGCUGUGAGGCUGCCCCAUAACCCACCUCCACCCCCCAACCACCCUCAGCCAGUCUGCCCUCCAGCCCAACCAGCGCUCAGAGAGACAGAGAGAGACAUAGAGAGACACACAAACACACACAGGGGGACACGUGAAGAUAGAGACACAUAAUCACACGGAGAGAGAGACACAGAGUAAUACUAAAAGAGAGACACAGGUAUAGAAACCCAGAGAAACAGGUAAGGACAGUAUUUAAUCAGUAUUCAUAUAUAAUCCAUGUGUGGUGAGUACUGAGCGAGACUGGAGAGAGAGGUGACCAAGUUGGGCGUGGCAAGGCAGGGCGGUGGGCGUCCCCAGAAUAAGCACAGGGUAACGGAUCCGCCAUCUCCCCCUCUCCGUCUCCCUCAGUCUCAUUUGACAUCCCCACUGACAAACAGGCGGGCAAAACCAUCAGCAGCCCUUCCGAUCCCUCCUUUUUUAUAUCCCUGAGCCUCCUCUCCUCCUCCUGUCAACUCUCUCUCUCCAUUCAGGACAUGAAAUGGAGAGAGAGAGAGAGAGAGAGAGAGAGAAGGAGUGCAUAGACUAUGGAGGGACACACAGAUCAUAUUGAGUCCCUCUGACCCGGAGGAGGCUCUAUUCUAGUGAAAAGGCUUUGCUCCGUGUAUGAACAACUAGGAACAUCAUCCCACUAACCAAGACUGGCAUUCGCUCAAUCACCCAUGAAUAGCAUUUUGCGAGGGCAUUUUUCAAAAGCAGCUCAAAUAUAAACUCAAAUUCUGAAUUUGUGCAUGCGUCCUCAAAGGCAACAGAUAUGGGAGUUGAGGAAAA